CUCAUGCCUACAUUUCCUCGUGCUACAUUUGACACCAGUAGGCAGCGCGCGCAGAGACACAUUCGGAUUUUAUCAUGUCAAUUCAUUGUAACCGUCCCGCUCCGCUGCCUAGAAAAGUUUUAGCUUUUAUAUCGGACAACAAGUAACGUUUUAUGUGGUUUUCACCCUCGCGUUGGUGUUUGCCACGGACACAUUUCCUACCAAGCGGUCAAAGAAGUAGCCGCUGACGGGUCAGAAGACGUAAAAUUCACGAUUAUGGACAGGGAGACUUGUUGCAUGUGAUGACAGCGGUGAUACACCCGAUCCAUGCGGGAGGGAUUGGGCUAACCUUAACGCCUGUUGCUUCGGCUUUGUAUGUGUGAGGUCUAUGGAAAUGCAGGAUCUAGCCAGUCCUCACAGCCGAGUAAGUGGAAGCAGUGAAUCUCCUAAUGGUCCCAACCUUGACAACUCACACAUCAAUAACAAUUCCAUGACACCCAAUGGCACUGAAGUUAAAACCGAGCCAAUGAGCAGCAGCGAAAUCGCCACCUCAGUAGCAGACACCUCUCUAGACAGCUUCUCAGGAUCAGCUAUUGGAACCAGUGGCUUCAGCCCAAGACAAACUCACCAGUUCUCUCCACAGAUUUAUCCUUCCAACAGAACAUAUCCGCAUAUUCUUCCUACUCCUUCAUCCCAAAAUAUGGCUGCGUAUGGGCAGACGCAGUACACCACAGGAAUGCAGCAGGCUGCAGCUUAUGCUAGCUACCCCCAGCCUGGACAGCCGUAUGGCAUCCCAGCUUAUGGCAUAAAAACGGAAGGGGGUCUGAGCCAGUCCCAAUCCCCAGGACAGACGGGCUUUCUAAGCUAUGGCUCUGGCUUCACCACGCCGCAGACUGGACAGGCCCCCUACAGCUACCAGAUGCAGGGUGGUACUUUUACAACAACUUCAGGAUUGUAUGCAGGAAACAACUCCCUGACAAAUUCGACUGGCUUCAACAGCACACAACAGGACUACCCCAGUUACCCAGCCUUUGGCCAGGGCCAGUAUGCUCAGUAUUACAACAGUUCACCAUACACAUCACCCUACAUGACAAGUAACAACACUAGCCCCAGCACACCCUCCACCACCACCACCUAUACCCUCCAGGAGCCGCCCGCUGGCAUCACCAGCCAGGCCCUCACAGACAACUCUGCAGGAGAGUACAGUACCAUCCACAGUCCAUCAACCCCCAUUAAAGAUUCAGAUUCGGAUCGAUUGCGCCGGGCCUCUGAUGGAAAGUCACGUGGCCGGGGAAGAAGGAACAACAACCCAUCACCGCCGCCCGACUCCGACCUUGAGCGAGUUUUCAUCUGGGACCUGGAUGAAACCAUCAUCAUUUUCCAUUCCCUGCUUACGGGUUCUUAUGCCAACAGAUAUGGACGGGACCCACCGACAUCUGUAUCAUUAGGCCUGAGGAUGGAAGAAAUGAUCUUCAACUUGGCCGACACACACCUAUUCUUUAACGACUUAGAGGAAUGUGACCAGGUACAUAUUGACGAUGUGUCCUCCGAUGACAACGGUCAGGAUCUAAGUACGUAUAACUUCAGCGCUGAUGGUUUCCACGCAGCAGCGACCAGUGCCAAUCUAUGUCUUGCCACAGGCGUGCGGGGGGGCGUGGACUGGAUGAGAAAACUGGCCUUCCGCUACAGACGAGUAAAAGAAAUCUACACCACCUACAAAAAUAACGUUGGAGGUCUGCUGGGCCCAGCCAAAAGGGAAGCCUGGUUGCAAUUGCGAGCAGAAAUUGAAGCCUUGACGGACUCCUGGUUAACACUGGCACUGAAAGCACUAACAUUAAUCCACUCUAGGUCAAACUGUGUGAAUAUCCUGGUGACCACAACGCAGCUCAUCCCUGCCCUGGCUAAGGUCUUGCUCUAUGGCUUGGGAAUAGUCUUUCCUAUUGAGAAUAUUUAUAGUGCAACCAAAAUAGGGAAGGAGAGCUGCUUUGAGCGAGUAAUUCAAAGGUUCGGGAGGAAAGUUGUUUACAUUGUUGUUGGAGAUGGUGUGGAAGAGGAGCAAGGCUCAAAAAAGCACAACAUGCCCUUCUGGAGGAUCUCCAGCCAUUCAGAUCUCAUGGCCCUCCACCAUGCUCUAGACCUGGAGUACUUGUAGCACUACACCCUUUGUCGUACACCCUGCUCCACCUCAGCACACCCUGCAAUCUUUUACCUUCGCCCUCCAGCCCUGUCCCACGCUUGCCGCAGACCCCACAGCUCAGAAAAAAAGCCCCUCUGCGCUGCCUGGCGUCUGUCUUCCACUUCACAGGAAGAAAAGAAGAGGAGAAUGGGAAAAAAAGAAGGCUGAGCACACGGUCAAUGUGCUGACAUGCGGUCACACUUCGUCUUAACCUUAAACUUUUUUUUUUUCUUUUUUUCUGGAAACGAAGGAGAGAGGUGAAUUUACGGCGCUGCAGCUGCUUGCCCUGGUUACUGUGAAUUGGCCGCUUUCUGAAGCUGUCAAAGUGUUUUAUGGUCCCCUGUUUGUGCCGGGACUCUGUCGGGGUUCACACCUGUGAGGAGAGCAGAGCUACUGAUGGCCUCGCCUGCCUCGCUUCAUGUCACCUCGCCUCGCCACAGAACUCAGCUAUAGUAAACCACAGGCCCACAACUCCUGGUGGUGACAUUUCUCCAUCUCUCUAGCUCUUCGCCCCUCUGCUCUUCACCUCCUGUCUCUCUAUGUUCCUUAUCUGUCUAACUACUUUUUAUUCUCCCCUGCGUCAUGAGACAGACAGAUAAAGUGACUGCUCCUCUGUUAAUGGCCUGGGAGUCCUGUGCUUCUUAUUUAUGAACGGUGACUUUGUGAUUGGCGUCAUGCCACUGAGAAGGUACCUCGACGAUAAAAGACUCGUGCCUUUUACAAAGUACUAUUGAUUUCCACCACAGCGAGAGGAAGACAUUUAUGGAAGAAACAAAAAAAGAGGUUUUCUAAUAAUUUAAGAAAAUUACAAACUUUAUUUACAAUACUGAGACAAUCGUGUACAGAGGAAAUCUUUUUUGUGUGUGUAAGUUUGUAAUCACUGGACUAUUCCUUCCUAUAUUCAUUUAGGUACGUGCUCUUGAAAGGCGGCAAUGCUUUUACAUUGAAGUUAAAAAAAAAGGCAUCCCAUCGCACAUAAGCUUGUGCGAUGCCUGAAAGUGUUGAUGUGUUCAAGUUUUGUUCAGUAAACGAAUAUGUAGAUAAUGGGAUUUUGUGAUAAACUGUUUUGUCAAGACCAAAAGCAUGGCCAGCAUCCUCUAUUGCAAGUC
This is a messenger RNA of Xiphias gladius (swordfish), 3264 nucleotides long. It is a transcript of the gene eya1, whose product is annotated as EYA transcriptional coactivator and phosphatase 1. The transcript is spliced from 18 exons. The coding region runs from base 368 to 2131 and encodes 587 amino acids. NCBI's taxonomy places the organism in Eukaryota, Metazoa, Chordata, Actinopteri, Istiophoriformes, Xiphiidae. The record is from RefSeq and is a predicted model, not a curated record. Gene Ontology annotation, molecular function: protein tyrosine phosphatase activity. Gene Ontology annotation, biological process: negative regulation of extrinsic apoptotic signaling pathway in absence of ligand; positive regulation of DNA repair; cell differentiation. Gene Ontology annotation, cellular component: nucleus.